This is a messenger RNA of Anopheles marshallii, 1575 nucleotides long. Its product is annotated as zinc finger CCCH-type with G patch domain-containing protein. Bases 1 to 1575 code for a protein of 524 amino acids. Gene Ontology annotation, cellular component: nucleus. Gene Ontology annotation, biological process: regulation of transcription by RNA polymerase II; negative regulation of DNA-templated transcription. The transcript is spliced from 2 exons. Gene Ontology annotation, molecular function: DNA-binding transcription factor activity, RNA polymerase II-specific; RNA polymerase II cis-regulatory region sequence-specific DNA binding; metal ion binding. Lineage: Eukaryota; Metazoa; Arthropoda; Insecta; Diptera; Culicidae. The record is from RefSeq and is a predicted model, not a curated record.
AUGAGCGUCGACGAGUUGGAUAAAUCGAUUCAACAAUACAAAGCACAGCUUGAUCAGAUCGCACAAGCCUUACAACACACCAAGGAUGCAAAUGAGCGACAAGAGCUGAAUAAGCUGAAGCAAGAUUUGAUUGAAUUGCUGGAACUUACACUAGAAACGCUCGAUCCUACAAGCGAUGAAGACAACGAACCCGGUCCUCCGCCGGACAAUCGAUGCUCAACAGCGGACGAUCGGAUGGAUGACGAAUUCGCACUGUUUAUGAAGGAGAUUAAAGAACUUCCUGCCGAGCCGGAAACAUUAACGGACGAAAGUGUAGCGAACCCGGACACAGCAUCACAAGACGAACCAGACUUUGAUGGAUUGGUUGGUAGCAAGUGCUCAGCGCCUCAUUUACAUAGCUGGGGCUCAACCGCAUACCAUAACGCGAUGGUAUGCAGCCUCGAUACGUCAAAUUUAGCCGAAGCGACCGCAAAGGUAUUGUUCACCAAUCCUACCCACCGGGAGAUGAUACCCUGCGCAUACUUUCUCGAAGGAGAAUGUCGCUUCGUAGACGACAAGUGUCACUAUUCGCACGGGGAAGUUGUUCGGUUGGAUCAGCUGCGUGACUACCGAGUGCCGCGCUUCGAACGAUUGCGCCAAAAGGGUAGCCGUGCGCUGGUGAAACAACCAUCUACGCGGCUCUGGUGUAAGGCCAUCGUGCUGGAGGUGGACUUUGAUGCAAAGCGAUGUAAAAUCCGACUAGAGGAAGGCAAACGUGAUCAAAUGGAUGUGCCAUUCGAAGAUCUUUUGCCACUGGAUGAUGAUGAGGAGUGUGGUUCGGAACGUGAGAACCCAUCGGACGAUGGUUCCAGUGGUGAAGAUGCCGAUGAAGAAUCUCUCCGUAAGGCACUAAUGGUGGAGAAAAGCCUGUUCCAACCGGCACCCGAUCGACGGUUAGGCGAAUGGGAGGAGUACACACGUGGCAUAGGAUCGAAAAUUAUGCAGAAAAUGGGUUACAUCGUUGGAACGGGGCUUGGUCGGGAGGGCGAAGGAAGAGUGUUGCCGGUAAGCGCACAGGUGCUACCACAGGGUCGUUCCCUCGACUACUGCAUGGAACUGCGCGAACAAGCCAACGGCGACAAGGAUCUGUUCAGCGUGGAGAAAAAGCUCGUACAGCUUCGGAAGCAGCAGGAAAAGCGCGAUGCCAAGGAUUACGAGCGUCGGGCCAAGGCGGACAAAGCGAAAGAUGUGUUCGCUUUUAUCAACGAAAAGGUGUUCAGUGGUGGCGAAAACUCAAAAUCAAAACCGACGGCCCGGCAGGGCGAGCUGACCAGGCACGAUCUUAAGGAACAUUCGUCCAAAAACUUAAACAUUGCCAGCCUGAAGCUAUCGGAAGAGAUACGCCGAACGGAGGCCGAUGUGGAACGGCUCAAAAUAGCGCUAACGCGACACAAGGCAGGAACGCCAGCAUCGGACAACUUACGACGACAGAUCGAUGCGAAGCGUGCGGAAAUCAAGCGCCUACAGACAUCGGAAUACAAUAUUUCCAAGGAACAACAGUUGCGCACGGACAAAAAGAAGAUGACGAUAUUUUAA